This is a messenger RNA of Tyto alba (common barn owl), 1920 nucleotides long. It is a transcript of the gene DYNC2LI1, whose product is annotated as dynein cytoplasmic 2 light intermediate chain 1. NCBI's taxonomy places the organism in Eukaryota, Metazoa, Chordata, Aves, Strigiformes, Tytonidae. Bases 297 to 1382 code for a protein of 361 amino acids. Gene Ontology annotation, molecular function: dynein heavy chain binding. Gene Ontology annotation, cellular component: cytoplasmic dynein complex; ciliary basal body; axoneme. The transcript has 13 exons. The record is from RefSeq and is a predicted model, not a curated record. Gene Ontology annotation, biological process: intraciliary transport involved in cilium assembly; intraciliary retrograde transport.
CCGAAACAACAGAGGCAGCUACGGGUCCCACGAACAACUCCGGGUUCCCGCGGGCGGCCGCGGGGCUUUACCUCAGGGGCGCCGUGGCCCCCGAGGCAGCGGGGCCCGCCGCAGCACGGAGAACCGGCGGGGCCGCUCCGGCCCGCAGGGCGCGCUGAGGCGAGCACGGCGCCGGGCGGGGAGGCGGGACGAAGCCGCCGCCGUCCUCUCCGCCACCCCCCGCGGAACUACACCGCCCAGCGCGCCCUGCGCGGUUCCCGUGGCGACGGGGAGCCAGGCCUGGGCCCCGAGGAGCGAUGCCCAAGGCCAGUGAUACUUUAUGGGAUCUUGCUAUAGCUGAAGUGGAGAAGAGAGAAAACCCUGAUGACGAUGGCAAGCGUGUGGAAGUUUGGGAAAAAUCAGUAUUAUUUAUGGGAAGCAAAACUGGGGGAAAGACCACUAUUAUACUGAGAUGUCUUGACAGGGAAGAGAUUGCAAAGCCAACGUUAGCCUUGGAAUAUACUUUUGGAAGAAAGGCAAGGAGACACAAUGCAACUCUUUUACAGCCUAAAGAUAUAGCUCAUUUUUGGGAACUAGGUGGUGGAACUUCAUUACUGGAACUGAUUCGAAUACCAAUCACUAGCAACAACAUAAGGUCAUUCGCUGUAGUUCUUGUACUGGAUCUCUCCAGACCUAAUGAACUCUGGACUACUAUGGAGAAGCUUUUGCAGGUCACCAGGAACCACGUGAACAAAAUUUUAACCAAACUUGAAAAGACAAAUCCUGAAGUAGCUACUGAAAUUAAACAGAGGAUACAGAAGAGUCUGCAGAGGGAUCAUCCAGAUUAUGAGUUAAUUGAUCCUUUUCCAAUACCCCUGGUGAUAAUUGGAAGCAAAUACGAUAUUUUUCAUGAGUUUGACUCUGAAAUGAGGAAAGUAAUAAGCAAGACACUUCGAUUUGUUUCACAUUAUUAUGGAGCAUCAUUAGUGUUUACUAGUAAAUCUGAGGCUCUCCUGCUGAAAGCCCGUGCUCUCAUUAAUCACUUGGCAUUUGGCUGUGAUAAAAGCAAGUCUAUAUCGGUGGAUCACAGCAAACCUCUAUUUGUACCAGCAGGCCUGGAUUCGCUGAGCCAAAUAGGACCACCACCUGCCUCUGAUAGCGAUAUUGGAAAGAUGCGUGCAAACACACCUUUGGAACUGUGGAAAAAAAUAUUUGAGAAGACCUUUCCUCCCAAGAGUUUCUGUGAUUUACAAGAUACCAAGGACCCUGCACAGGAUUUACAGUACGCCGAGUAUGAAGUCGAUGUCAUGAGAGCUCAGAAAAACCAGGAACUUGAACAAUACAAGAGAAAUGCCUCUAAAUCCUGGAAAGAAAUGGAUCUUGACUCUGAUGAACUGCUAUAGGUGUAUUCAAUUUAACAUUUACAAAGUUACUUUAAUCAUUUUAACAUUACAAUAGCAAUUUCAUCUGAUGCAGUUGAAAAUAUGCAAUAUCAAACUACAAAAUGCAUAUUUGUUAAGCAUUCCUGUUAGUAUUUUUAAUAAAAAGAGCUAUUUAUUUAUUCACUCCAAAUGUAAGUAUAUCUUAGUACUGACCCGGAGUUUUAAAAAGUGGGAAAAAAAGGAAUUCUAAAUUGUUCAGAGAUAGGUUUGAAUAUGAAGACUGGCAUUAGUCAGUACUGCCUAUUUUAUAACACAUUGUUGGGUUUAUUUUUGAAUGCUUCUGCCCUAAACUUGUAUUCAAACAUAAACAAGUUUUCACACCCCAAAUACAAAACUGCACAGUAAAGUGUGCUAGGCAUCUUUUUUCCUAGUUCUUUGCAUAUGUAAUUCAAAAGCAAAGCUUAAGAAUAUAUUUGCAUCUUUGUUUGAUGUAUUUGAAUAGGAUAGGUCCACAAAAACUGGCAGAAUAAAGUGGAAUUAAAACCAUGUUUAACCUGAA